UUCCCAUAGUCUCUGCCAUUCCCUUUCAAUGCUUUCAAUACGCCGUUUGAUUUUUUUCUUUAAGCUUCACUCUUCCCAACAAUAUGCUUAUAUAUUAUAUAUAUCUGCUUUCUUUAGGCUGGGUUAUCCUAUACAGUUAAGGUUAGCUAUUUAAUUUCCCCUCACUGGUGUUGAAUCGAAAGAGAAGCAGUAUACAUACAUUUCCCAUAAUUCCGUAGUAAUGACGCACGCAGUAGACGUUCAGGGGAACCAUGACAGUUUGCACAGUUGCAUGCUUGUAACGUUAUUCUAGCUACCGACUUUAUGACUUGUACUUGCUGUAACCUCGAGACCGUGGAUAAGGAAGCCGAAAUUACUGUCAGAGUAAACUGACAUCUCAACAUCAAGCUGGGCAGUUAGCUAAUCUUUUUAACGGAGACUGUGGGCUGCUCGAGAUAUUUCCCCCUGAGACCGCAACGACAGUCCAGGGUUGCCAAACAACAAGCAUCAUUCAGUGUCAGCCAGAGGUAGCAGCUGGAGCUCUCAAGUCGCCUCGACCCUGUUUCGCUGGAGCUUGUUCAUUCCUUCUUCAACACACUGGGUCAACAAUGCCUGCGGACCCCCUGCCUGAACGCCCAGUGUGCAUUGGUGAUUUGGUGUUAGACAUCUUGCAACCACAGCACCUUUCCAAAAACCCCUGACUGACAAUUGUCUGUGGGCCUCACCCUACUUCUGGUUCCACUUCCUGGCCCCGCUGCUGUUGUUUAACACUUUCUCAUCUCCUCUUAGGAGGGGCAGGAUGCCUUUAGUGGUUAGAGAAACGUCUUCGGCUGUAUGGGUAUAAUGCAAGCAUGUGUCCUGCUGGACUUUACUUGAGUGAGGCACUAAUUCCACACCAGCUCUCAGGAAUGCUUUGCAGUGGACUUGGACCUCUGAACUCUCUCUAGAUACAGACAGUGGGAAAGAGAAUCUCCCUGCAGAAAUCAAGUAAUUAUCACUUUAUUGGUAUAGCCACAGCCCCCAAAAAAGACCUUCAGCCUCGGACUGAGCCUCUGCAGCUCCCCUCCGCUUCGCCACCGCAGUACCAUGCUGGGUGCACUCUUGCGGAGGAACAUGACCCAGAAGCUGAGUGUGCUGCUACUGGUAUUUGGCCUGGCGUGGGGACUUAUGCUGCUGCGCUACACUGUGCAGCAGCCUCGCCAUCAGAGCAGCGCCGAGCUACGUGAGCAGAUCCUGGAGCUCAGCCGGCGAUACGUCAAGGUUCUGACAGAGGAGAACCAGAAUGCACCAGGUGGGCCGCAGGGAACGUCCAUGGCUGGUUAUGCUGAUCUGAAGAGGACUAUCGCUGUGCUACUGGACGACAUUCUGACGCGGCUGGUCAAACUGGAGGGGAAAAUCGAGUUGGCAGUCAAUGCCUCCUCCACUAACACCUCCCACACAGCAGGGGGCGUUCUUGCCUCUGCUCCCGCUGCCCUACAGAAACCUUUAAAGCAGGAGUCCCCUGGCAGCCACCCAGAGACAUCUCGCCUUCACCCACACAUCCCUAAUAGGCCUCGGCCACAUCAAGGAGCAUAGUCUUGAAAGAUGUAUUGAUUUAUUUUUUAUUUUUAGCACAUCACACUUUUCCAGCAUUUAUCACUGAUGUCACAACAUCAGAGAAAUGAAAAGCAAUAGUGAGACAUAUGGACCUCCAGAAACUUCACAUUUGGGAUGCUUCUUAGAAAUGUUCAGCCAACUCAGAGGGAAGAAGGGAGACUUUAUGCUCUGUCCUCUCAUAUGCUGACAUUUAUUUAUUUUUUACCAAGACUAUCAAGCACAUUUAUUUUAUUUUUUUUAUAUUUGCUUUGCUAAUUUUAUUUGGCUUAGAUUUUAGCAAUUUUUUUUAUAAUGCAAUAUUUGAAUCAUAUGACUGUUAGUAAAUUCAGAGAGGUAUAAAUACUCUUGGAACUGAACCAGAUUCUCAUACGCUUUAUCAUAAAAAUGGCUUGAAGUGCUCCCCCAUCUACAUUGUAAACUAUUUUACAAUACUGCUUCAAUAUAUCAAAAUGCUGAACUAAACUGUAGUACACUCGGUGAUAGUUAGGAAUAGCAGACUGCUAUUUAUCAGUUUUUAGCUGGUGCAGUUGGUAGUUACUGUAUGAAGAAGACUCAGUUACACUUUACUUGAAGGUAUCUACAUAAGAGUGACAUGACACUGUCAUGAACGUGUCAUAAACAUUAUA
Messenger RNA from Perca flavescens (yellow perch), 2201 nucleotides. RefSeq names its product coiled-coil domain containing 126 (gene ccdc126). Gene Ontology annotation, cellular component: membrane. Lineage: Eukaryota; Metazoa; Chordata; Actinopteri; Perciformes; Percidae. The record is from RefSeq and is a predicted model, not a curated record. The transcript has 3 exons. The coding region runs from base 1066 to 1554 and encodes 162 amino acids.